UUUCUUCAGUCCUACACUACACAAAAAUACAGAAACUCGUUGAAAGAGAUGUCUGUUGGAAGAAACAAGUUUAUAGUUGCAGGGCUGUGCAUUUUGAUUUGCAAUUCCUGUGAUUUGCAGCUUAAAAAAGAAGAGAUCACAUCUAUAUGCCACCUGCUUUUGUUACCUCAAAAUAUUGUGGAUGAUGUCAGACAAGAGAUCAAAGAAAUGGUUGCCUGCCUCCCUCAUGUUACCAAUACUGUAAUUAGCCUAGUGAAUCGCUGCAUUGCUGAAGGAGUUGCAGAGACAAUGUUGCUGAUACCAUUUUUACAUCAACUUCACAAGUUAACUCAUCAAGAAGCAUACUGUCCGGCACCCAUAGAAGCCAGCUGGGCUAACCUCAAAGGAAUUAAUUUUUCAAAUUUCCGCCAACAAAUUGGAGGCAAUGAUAACAAAAGGAGAAGCCUGCUUGCACUGAUAAAACAGUUCAGGUAUUUAAGUGAUGGAGAUGUCAAAGUAAAGUUAAGCUGGUUAACGAUGGUUCCCACAAUUGACAUUCCUGAAUCUUCCAAGAUAAUGGGAUUUUCUGUGGAAUAUGUUGUGGAAAGUUUACUCUACAGACUGAAGGAACAGGGAGAAAAAGCCUCCAGCAAUGAUCAAAGAGCCGUGGAUGGAAACAUGAAGGCUUUGGAACAGUGUCUGGAAUACCUUUUGGAAACAGUGACUACUGACUGUGACAGGUUGAUUGCUUCUGAUCUGCUUCAACUCUUCUUGAAACAGAGUCAUAAAAUCCUAUCAUUUGUCUGUGGUAUGGUGAGAUCUGCUGAACUCUAUAGAAUUCCUGUGAAGUCAUUCCAGCUUGUAGUAAACACUGCUAUGCUACUGAAGAACUCUGUUGAGAAGAAGUCUUCGGAAGCGCAGGUGUCGAUGAACCAGCAACAGCAACAGCAGCAUCAGUAUCAUAACAUCUCUGCAGCUGUAGAAGGAGCCCAGGACUGCCUACGGAACUGGAGGGCCAACAUUUUGCAAAAACCUCUGCUUUCACAACCGCACAAGAACAUAUGCUUCACUUUCCCAGUAGAACUGCAGAUCUGGAAUUGCCUGCUUGGAAUUGACUGCAGGAUGAGUAAUUGGACCAGUCCAUGGAAGUCAUUCAUAGAAAAUGAUCUUAUAAAAAGAAUCAAAGCGGAGCGUCCUGACAAACAAAUCCUAAUCUACUGGACUGAGAAGUUGAAGAUAAAUAAUGUUUCUCCAGCUCUUCAUGAUCUCUUCCAUACCUGUGCUCUGGAUGCUGUGAAGGAAGUGUGCCAGGAGCAGAAAGAAGUAACCUUGCUUACUGAAUUGCUUCCUCAUGAAGAAGUACCUUCAGAAUUGAUUUUGUCCAGAAUCAUUGAGGAAUCAAUGGAAAUGCUGCAGAAACAGGGCUGUAGCCUACUGCAUUGUGUUUUGAGUCCUUCUACAGCACUGAAUUACUUUCUACAACAGGGAUUCGAUAACAUCAAAGUAUCAGAAGAAGCACUAGGCAUCUUAAAGAAUGGAGAGGCCACAUUUUGUAGACUGGUACAGUGUUUGUACACUGGAGAGGUACAGGUCUUUAAUUUGGAUGUGACCUUAGAGCAUGAAAAGGAAUUUGUUUCCUUGUAUCAGAAACAACAACAACGUCAAGAAGAAAGUGUACCUAAAGUGGAUAUCAAGGAGUUAGUUUCAAGGAGGAGAACUGAAGUGAAGGCCCUAUAUCAGGAAAAAUGUCACGUAUCUGCUCUCGUAAAAAUGAUUGCUAAAGCUGGUGAUGCCAUUGCAGUGGCUGAAAUUUCUUCUCUGGAAGACAAGGAGAAAGUUGACAUAAGAACAAAAAAUCUCAAUGAACUGGUCAGUAUACAGCCCUUUAGCAUCAAAAACACCCAGUGCGAAGUCACUGUAACAUAUUUUGCCCUAAGUGAGGGGGUUAGUUGUAUGGCAGCCAUGAUGGAUUGUCUCAAGGAAAGUGCGAUCUUCCUUCGUCUUUGGCAGGAAGAGAUACAGCAAUAUGUGGGCAUGGCUACAGCAGUGCAAAUGCAUUUAAAUAGUUUGUGCACUGACCUUUGGCAACCAUGCUACAGUAAUUAUAAUGAUAUUUGUUUUAAGAUCAUGAAAGGCACCAUCACAUUCAGAGAGCUGGAUAAAGCCCUGAAGGGCUUCAGAGGCAAGAAUGAUUUCAUAAAGAGAGAGAUGGACAUAAUGUCUAAAAUCCUUUCUGCACCCAGCACCAAAUGGCAACAAGAGAGGCUUCAGCAGAUACAAGAAUACCAUGAGCUUCAUUUAGCAGUGGACUCUGCAAACGUGAUCAUGAAGAUUGUGCAGAAUUUGAGUCUCUUAGGAGAUUUUGAAGAAAUACAGACCCUUACCAAAAUGAAUGAAGAAGAAUUCCAGAACAAAAUACUAAAUUAUGUUAACAAGGACCUGAUUUACACCAAGAAACUUCUGGCAGGCAUCACUGUUGAACGCAAGCAGUGCCUGGAGGCCUUUCUCGAGUGUCAGCCUUUUACAAAAUGGGUGAAAAAAGACCUUACCAACCUCAGUGAAGUCAAGGUGUUCGUAGACCUGGCUUCAAUUUCUGCAGGAGAUAAUGACACAGAAACUGACCAAGUUGCAUGUUUCCAUGAUGCUGUCAUGGGCUACUCCUCCUUGCUCUAUGACCUGCCCAGAGAAUCUGACUUUAAGAAACUAAUGAGCUCUAUCGAUAAAGUGUGGAAAGCCCUUAAAAGUGAUGCAAAACUCCCAGACAAGUUGAGAGACUCUAAUCGCCUUACAGAAUGGCUGAAAACCUUACGUGAAAGUCACGGCUCUGUGGAAACAUCUUCACUGUACUUAGCAACUGCUAUAAACAGCCAAGGUGUCUAUGAAGUAGGCUGCUUAGGAAAGCAAGCAGACAAGUUGUCUUUAGACAGUGUCUUGUCACUGACAUUGGUGGAUCAUUCAGAAGGCAACCGGGUCUACAGGCUAGAAGAACUGCAAGAACUUCAGAACAAGCUCAUGCUGAUGUCCACAAAGGGAGAACGUGGAAGAGAGGAAGUGGAUAUUUUCAUGGAGGUCUUUACACAUGUACAAAGGCUUGGAACGAUGUUUAUCAAGGUUUAUACAUCUGGAAAUGUCCUUUUCAGAAAUUGGAAGGCUCAGAUUAAGUGCAAUGAGCAGCGCAGGGCCUGUUUUAUCAUUGAUUACGACAUUAAUGGAAUUGAAAAACUGCUUGCUACAGAAGACGUCCUUGACCAGCUACAGGUAUUAUGCAAAGCAAUGGAAGACUGUCAUCAACAGUGGUGUGAAUUUAUGAAUGAGACUCGGUCUACAUAUUAUCCUUUAAACUAUUAUACAGCAGAACAAAUUGUAUGUUUGUGCUCUUCUUUAGGACACCUUUCAGACAAGAGUUGUCUUCCUAAGCAAGUCAUCACACUGCUGUCUUUUGUCAAGCCUGAUUGCUGUUUUGAAGAUGUAAGGCAUGCCAUCUCAACUUGUAGUUGGAGAACAUCUUCUAGUGGUAAUGAUGCUCACGUUCCAUUUAAAGAAUAUGAUACCUUGCAAGGUAGUGGACUUCAAAUACUUCAGACAGAUAUUGAUGAAGGUACAAACAGUGACACAGAUGACAGUGAAAUGGAAUGCAGAAGUCCUUCACUUAGUUCAAAUGGCAAUGCUUUUUCUAGUGGUGAUGAAUCUUUUGAUCCAGAGCAAGAACAGGUAGAGAUAUCAAAUGAGUUAGAAAAUUACUCUUUGAGCAAAACCUUAACGCUUGGGAAAUAUGGGCUUACUGAAACAAUUACAUCUAUAUGGAGCAAAUUCAUGACCAACAUGCCAGACUUCCUGCAGAAGCACCUGGAUGUUAUCAGUCUUGGCCAUGUUCUAGUCAGUCUUUCAAAGCAAAGAAAAGCAAGGGUGACAAGGCAGUUUCACCAUUCUCUGCAUCGCGGAAGGCCAAACCUCAUUGUAUGUCCAAAAUCUGAUAUACUGGCAUUGACUCUGUCCCUGUAUAUGCAAAGCCCAGAUCAGCCUUUGCCUAGCUGUGAUGAAGUCCUUCUUUGUAAUGAGGAAACUUGCUGUGAAGAAGUGGAACUGUUUCUUAGGAGAAGCUUGUGCAGGGGUUCUUAUGAAAAUAAAUUAUUUGCAUUGUUAAAUCCAGAGUGUUUGACAUAUGAGACCAGUGUCUACCUUGGUCAGGUUUUUCAGGAUCUAGAAAGGAAUGCUGAGAAGAAAUAUCAGCUAGUAAUUAUCUGUGAUGCCAGGCAUCAGCUCUCCUAUGUUCCAUCCUAUUUCAGCAAUUAUAGAAUCCACACUGCCCUGAAACAGAGCUCUCAAGACAUCCAGCGGUAUCUUCAGAGUCACUUCACUGUCCCGGAUAUAAUGAUAAGUGCUGCCGAUGUACUUCCAGAUAGAAUGGCAGUCCGAAUUAUCUCCUCAAUGAGACCUGGAGUGGGGAAAUCGCUGUAUGUUGAAAGGCUUCAUGAAGAGCUGAAACGUCUUUACCCAAAAUACUGUGGCAAGCUGGCAAGAAUAAAGCUGGUUGAAUCAAAGAUCAGUUUGGAUCGGCUGGUGAAAACCCUUUUCUCGUGCAGUGAUUUACAGAACAAUGACAAGCCAGCUAUAGUGCUCAUAGAUGCUACACCGGUCAAAAAAGGGCUAGAAGAAUUCCUGUAUAAGAUAUUUGUCUUGGGGUGCCUAGUAAACAGCAAAGGACAGAUAUGGAAGCGCAGUUAUACUCAUUUGUAUUGUAUUGAACUCCUGGAUACAAGCAGCUUUUCUCUUGGCAAACAAACAGAUCAGUUAAGAGGACUUUUGGAUGUGCUGCCUACAAUUCACUGCAGUACGCCACGAGAAGUGAACACUUUACUACUAAAGAAAAAGAAGGGCCAGUAUUGCAAAAUUCUUAACCCAUUGAUGGAUGAAAAAACAUUUAUUAGUGAAGACUUUCAAAGACCUUAUCAUUAUUUAAAAAGAUUUAGCAAUAAAGAAGAUCUGGACACAUUUGUAUACAGAAAUACCCUACCCAAGGGAACACAUACUGAAUGCCUCUUCUACUUGCUUAAUUACUGUGGCAUUAAAGAUCCUUCUUGGUCAGAGUUAAGAAAUUUCUGUUGGUUCCUUAAUUUCCAGUUGAAGGAUUGUGAACAUUCAGCAUUUUGUAACCCUGUUAUGUUUGCUGGUACACUAGAUGGUUUUAAAACCUUCAUUGUUGAGUUUAUGAUCCUAAUGGCCCAGGAUUUUGCCACACCAUCACUUAAUACAUCAGACGAAAGUCCCUUGUUUUCUUCAUCCCUUGAGGAGGAGGAUCUGGCACCAUUUGUCAUCAGGAAGAGGUGGGAAAAUAAACCACAUCCAUACAUAUUUUUUAAUGCCGAUCAUUUAUCUAUGACUUUUCUUGGAUUUCAUUUGCAGAAACAAAAAUCUGGCUGUUUUAAUGCAGUAGAUCCCCGAACCGGUGAAGUGCUUAGAGGAGGAAUAUUGUCUUCAGACUUACAUCAUGGUCUGAGUCUUCAGAAGAUUGCAUUUAAUGAAGAUUUUGAUGAUCUUGCAAGAGAUAAGAAGAUCAGAAAACUAUCAUUAGUUCUUGGAGUUGAAGGAGAAAUAGACCCAGACCCAACCUAUGAGCUGACAGAGGAUAAUGUGAUGAAAAUGCUUGCUAUUCAGAUGAGAUUUAGAUGUGACAUUCCUGUCAUAAUUAUGGGUGAAACAGGAUGUGGAAAGACAAGACUGGUGAAGUUCCUAUGUGAUCUACAGAAGGGCAGCAAACGGACUGAAAAUAUGAAGCUAGUUAAAAUCCAUGGUGGAACAACAUCUGAAAUGAUUUAUGAAAAAAUCAGAGAAGCACAGGUGCUAGCUGUGAAAAACAAACGCAAUUAUAAUUUAGACACUGUCAUAUUUUUUGAUGAAGCCAACACCACAGAAGCAAUUUAUGCUAUCAAAGAGAUCCUUUGUGACAAAACAAUCAAAGGUGAGGAGAUGUUGCAAGAGACAGGGCUUAAAAUUAUUGCAGCCUGUAAUCCAUAUAGGAGGCAUUCAAGUGCCAUGAUAGAACACUUGGAACUGGCUGGAUUAGGUUAUCGAGUUAAAGCCAAAGAAACAGAAGACCGUCUUGGUGAUGUACCCCUCAGACAGCUAGUAUACAGAGUCCAUCCACUGCCCCCAAGCUUGAUUCCAUUAGUAUGGGACUUUGGACAGUUAAGUGACACUACAGAAAAGGCCUAUAUUACUCAGAUUGUAGUGAGAUAUGUCCAUGAAAAUGAUCUUCCUCCUGAAUGUUUUAUACUAAUUGCUAGAGUACUAGCAGCUUCCCAGCAGUUCAUGCGCAGUAGUAAAAAUGAAUGCAGUUUUGUAAGUUUGAGAGAUGUAGAGAGGUCUAUGAGGGUUUUGGUGUGGUUUUACAGUCACCGAAACAUGCUUUUCCCAUCCUCCGUAAAUCUCAUUGAUGUUACCUGUAAGUCUCUCAUACUGGCAGUGGGUGUAUGCUACUAUCCAUCACUAAUUAAUCGAGAUAAAUAUUUGAAAACAAUAUGUAAAUAUUUUCCAUCAGUUUAUAAUUCAGUAGAUGUCAUGCGUGAGGAACUCUCUUCUUGUCAGAAUACAUUUUUAAAACACAUAAAAACUCGAAAAACAAUUGCAAAAAACUUAGCUUUGAAGGAGAAUGUCUUUCUUAUGAUAGUAUGCAUUGAAAUGAAGAUUCCUCUUUUUCUUGUUGGAAAACCAGGCAGCUCCAAGUCCUUGGCCAAAACUGUUGUGGCAGAUGCCAUGCAAGGUCAGACAGCCCACAAUGAUUUUUUCAAACAGUUAAAACAAGUCCACAUGGUGUCCUUUCAGUGCAGCCCUCAUUCCACAUCUGAAGGUAUCAUAAAUACUUUCAAGCAGUGCUCUCGAUUCCAGAAAGACAAGAACCUCAGUGAAUAUGUCUCUGUAGUUGUACUGGAUGAAAUUGGUUUAGCUGAAGACUCACCACAGAUGCCACUGAAGACAUUGCACCCACUUUUGGAGGAUGGCUGCAUUGAUGAUAUACCUGUUGAGUACAAGAAGGUUGGUUUCAUAGGCAUUUCCAACUGGGCUUUGGAUCCAGCAAAGAUGAACCGAGGAAUCUUUGUUUCCCGGUGGGACCCCAGUGAAACAGAACUUAUUCAAACUGCUGAGGGUAUCUGCAAGUCAGACCAAAGUAUCCUACAGAAGGUGCAGCACAUUUUCCCAUCACUUGCCAAGGCUUAUCUAAAAAUAUGUCACAGUCAAAAUGGACAGUUCUUUGGCCUGAGAGAUUUUUACAGCUUGAUAAAAAUGAUCUUUGCCAUAACCAGCAGGGAUAACUCAGAACCUUCACAUGCAGAACUUGCAAAAGCCAUUUUACGAAACUUCAGUGGCAAAGAUGACUUUAACCCUCUUAAUUUUUUCUCCAUUCUGGCACUUCAUCCUAAUACCUGCACUUUGGACAUGGUGAAGGAAAACAUUUUCAAUGACAGUGAGUGCCGUUACCUCCUGCUCCUCACCAAAAAUUAUGCAGCUCUACAAAUUCUGCAGCAGCAAAUUAAAGACUUUCAUCCACAGAUUAUAUUUGGGUCGAGUUUCCCAAAAGACCAAGAGUAUGCUCAGAUAUGUCGAAAUGUAAAUCGUGUGAAGACCUGCAUGGAAACUGGAAAGACAGUGAUAUUACUUAACCUUCAGAACUUGUACGAAAGCCUGUAUGAUGCUCUGAACCAAUACUAUGUCUACCUAGGAGGACAGCAAUAUGUAGAUCUUGGAUUGGGAACCCACAGAGUCAAGUGCAGAGUACAUUCAAAAUUUCGUCUGAUAGUUGUAGAAGACAGAGAAGUUGUCUAUAGGCACUUUCCUGUCCCACUAAUAAAUAGACUAGAAAAGCACAACUUGGAUAUGAGUGAAGUGCUUAGUCCAAGGCUGCAAGCAGUGGUUAGCCAUCUGAAUGAAUGGGUUGAAUCAUUCAGAUCAUCUGCAAUGCAAGACCGACUGGAAUAUGCCAUCUCUGAUGUGUUUGUUGGUUUCCAUAAAGAUGCUAUAGCAAGUAUCUUACUCCAAGUAACAACUUCUUCUGAAGAAGUAAACCAGGUACCCAAUAAUGAAGUGUUGCAUCUUGCAAAGUGCGCCCUUCUAGCAUGUACAACUCCAGAUGCUGUUGUGCGCCUGCAGUCUUCAAAACUCGGAAUGGAUGAAGUAAGAAAACUGUGGGAUGAAUAUUUUGUCAACCAGCAUCAUCGUUCAUUAAUUGACUAUAUGAAAUACUAUAUGGCCAGUUCAGAGUCAUGGCAAUUGAGGUUCACGGAGGUCACCACAUUCUCCAGGCUGCUGACCCAUUAUGAUGUAACAACAAUAGUAGGUCACCUCGGCAUUGAAACGCACAACAUUCUUCUUCUGUCACUAUACCAAUUUGAUACCGAAUUCUCUUUCUGCCAGGAGAUAAGGCAGUUUCUGAAAACUAGGCAUGGCGAUAAUUGCAUUUUAAUAGUGCAGACAGAUGCAGAUGAAUCCACAAAGAGCUCGGAACUCAUUGCUUGUGCUAAGUACUGCAUGAUGAAUGAAAUUAACAAGAUGGAGUCAUCAGAACCCAAACCAUGUGUGUAUUUUAUAACAAAGCUCUCCAGAAUGUCCAAAUCAUCAAAACACACUGGCUUUCAAGGAGGGCACUGGGUUUCUGUCCACAUUGAUGAUCUCAGAUGUUCCAGUGAAUUGAAGGCAGAUAUUUCAGAGGUCUGCAGUGUUUCCAUCAGUGAAUUAUUUGCUCGUUCCUUCAGUUAUCAUACAGAUGCAGAAGUUGAAGAAAUGAAAGUAGAAAACAGCAUCAAUGUUGAGCAAAAGGAAAAUCAUCCCACUUUGGACACGGUGCUUUUGCUACAGACUUGUGUGCAGAAAGCAGUAGGUAUCCUUAAAGAUGGAGAAAGUGAAAGCAGUCGCAGUACUCAGCGUGUGCAGAUACUACUGAAUCUCCUGAGGGAAGAUGGUGAUUGGGCAGCUCAGCAGUUCACAGGCAUCUUAAGAGAGAGAAUUCUCCAGAUGUUGCAGCAGAGAGAGGAACUAAUGCCUUCUCCUCAGGAGUGGGCAUACAGGGAAGCACUGAAGGUUGAAGCACUUCAGGAAGGAGGCAGUUUUAGGAGAACAUUAUGGAAGUGUAUUCAGAAUGUGGUAGUGCAUUGUCUCGCUUUGGUUGUGUCAGUCCUAGACAGAGACCAUAAUCUGAAGUUCCUUUCCAGCAGGGAUGCUUUUAGACCUAUCCAGAAGUUUUGGUUUGCAAUUUUCAGAGAUACGCAAUUGCUGGAACUGUCAUACAGGACUCCGCCUAUGAACAAAGAAAUGCCAGAAAUUGAAGUUAAGCAUAACCUAAAGCUUGGAGAUGAGAAGAGUUUUUGUUCUGCCCCGUUCAGUUGGCUUUUGAAGCAGUACAUCGAUGGUUUGUGGGAUGAAGCUCAGUUUUUGGAAGCUGAAAAUGACAAAGAUAGAGCAAGGAGGUUUGCUGAAUGUUUUGCCAAUAGUGGACUGGGACAGCAGUGGAGGAAACUGGAUCAGAAAACAUCUGAACUCUACAGCUUGGAAUACCUACGGGAUUUCCUUCUUAUGGCCAUGAAGGUGUCUUCUUCUUCCCAUUUACAGCUUUUUGAGAUGGCAUUGCUUUCCUGUGUUGGGGAACUCCAGAUUGACUGUGGGAUCGCAUCAUCAUCUUUGUCACCAGGAUGGAUCCAUGCAGCCUACAGUCUGUUCAAAGGCCGGUUAGACACUCUCUGGAAGAUAAUCAGUGUGCAACCAGAAGUCCUGACAGCACUGCAGAGACACCUGCAGUCUCUUGACACUGUGUGUCAUACAGAAAUGUAUUUUGAUGUAUGGGCUGCCCUUGCAUGUACUGAGGUGGUUGGAAGUGGCAUAAUUCAAUCUGUUGAUGACUGUAAAUCAUGGCUAAAAAGAACUGAAGAGCUGCAGCCUGUGAUGGAGACCAUAUGCACAACACAUUAUACACAGGCAUGCAAACUGCACUGCCAGGACCUAAUCUCAAAAGUUAGCUCUCUGUGGAAUGGUUUUGAAGUGCUAUGUAUUUUCAUAGAGCGUGUUGUCCUGAGUGCUGACCGCAUUGAUGCUCGACUCCAGCAGCUUGGUGUUCAGUAUUGUUCUCAAAUGCAGAAGCUUCUAAUGGAGUCCUCAAACAUGAAGAACAAGAAUACCUUAGAAGGUUUAAUGAAACUGUUGGAGUCUUGUCUUGAUGAGGCAAGUCACCUGGAGAGUAGGUAUGGAAUAAGGACAUGUUGUGUGUGCUUCGGUGCUCUCCAGGACCCAGUCUGCCUCCGUUGUGAUCACAUCUUCUGUGCCAAAUGUCUGGAGAAAUGCAUGGAAAGUGCUAGUAGAAGGUGCCCACAAUGUAAAAGUAACAUUCCACCCAACUUUAUUCUCACAGUUUCUGAUCAUUUGAAGGGUGCGCUGAAAAAGUUUAGUGAGUUCCGACAUCUGUGCAAUGCCUUUUUCAUGGAAGUGGUGUCCAGAUUUUGUUUCAAGGAAGAUGCCCCUCCAUCAGAUGAGGUAGUGGAGCUGCUCUUUUCAAUCCUAAUUGUGAUGAGCAACUUACCAGCAGGUAAGCAGUACAGAACAAGGAAUCUGACCCCGUUCGCAGAGUGCAUGGACACCAAUCCUGUUAUCCGCUCUGUGCUAUUGAAACUGUUAAUGCACUACAGGUUCAAUGAUGUCAAGUGUUUCUUUGAUCAGUACCUUUUCAGCCUGCAAGAAAAAAUUUGGGAGCAAGAUGAGCUGAAGGACCUUUAUUUGCUGUUUAUCAACUGCUUUGAGGAUUCCUGGAAAACUAAGUUUGAGGAGGCGGGAGGUCUAAAAAAUAUGAAAUUCCUUGUGAGCAACUACAGCUUCCUGGGAAGAGUCACCCGGCACCAGUUAGACACUGUUGAGAAGAAUAUGACAGAGUUCCUGGAAACUAUUGGACGGCUAAAAUUAUGCUUGAAUAUUGCAGCUCAGAUUCUGCAUGAGAUCGUGGAAGGUGCAGAUAACCCAGACAAAGAAGCUGAAGACAGUGGGACCAAAGGCAAGUUACAAUACCUGGAACAAGUUAAGGGUCUCUGUGCUUACUCUGAUGGCUGGCACCAAGUGUACUUGUCCAGGGCUGUAGCCAACUGCUAUGGGAUGCCAUUCAUCGACAGCCUAUUAAAGAAGCCAGACUAUCAUUGGAUCUUUCCAGAGAAAGUCAUAAUUUUACAGCGGAAACUUCCAUCCCAGUUGAAUCGUUAUGUUUCCUGUGAUCCUCAGUAUAAAAGGGUAUGCAAUGCUGUUUGCCAGGCUGUGGCUGGAGUCCAUAGCGAUGUCAUUGCUGCUGCUAUUAAGGAAGUUAAUGCUCCCCUCAGUACCCAGCAAGUCUAUCUAGCAAUGGCAUUUUUCCAUGAAGUCACAUGUUUGUAUGCUAUACAGGAAGAAGGCUUGCACCCUGGAAAUAAGGAGGUUGAAGAGUUACUGAGUUUUGUUGAGACCCAAGGAUUCUUGCAUUCUCCUGGGUUGCAGGAUUUCUGCAGGUGUCUGGUUACCAAUACACUAGGAGAGCCCACAUCUCUUUUCCACAUCACCCCAGAAAAGCCAGCUUCACAUCGUAUCCUGACUGAAAUCCUGGUUCACAUGCAUGCUGUGCUGCUGUGCAGUAACAGCAUUUUGCAGUCUCCAUUACGUAACAUAGCACUGCGGCCAGCAACAAUGAGGAAUGCUUAUCUACCAACAAUGUUGGAAGAUCUGUUGAGUGAAGCCCGGGGAUGGAUAAGAGAGAAAGGACAGUGGUACCACUGCGUCAAUGGACAUUCCAGUUUUGUUGGAGAGUGUGGAAAACCUGUAAUGCUGUCUCGCUGCAUAGAAUGUGGAGCACCAGUAGGAGGCGAAAGCCACAAAGCUGUUCAGGGCUACAGUGUAGCGUCAAGCUCUGACAGUACCCAGACUGGUCAUAUCUUGGGUGACCCAGCCAAGCGGGAUCCUGAUGUUGUUCCUCAUAGGAAGAUGUCUGCAGUUGCCCUUUCAGUGCUCCGAUUGUUCACACAUGUUUCCAUGUUACUCGGAACUCUUCAGAGUACCCAGAGCAUUUCAGAAAUGAUUAAGCCAGCAGUGAGUAACCCAAGGCAUUUCUUAUGGAGACAUCUUGAAACUGAUCUUAGGUUGUUGGGGAAAGUCCUGGGGAAGAAUAUUGAUGAUACCGCAAUGUGUGUUCAUCUGAUAAUUGACAAGCUGCUGACUAAGAAUCCAGAAAGGAAACAAAAUCAGUGGGAUGAAUACUUAUCAUCAAAACAAACCAGACAUAUGUGGGAAAAACAAUUUAUGGAUAGUAUUAUUACCCCUGUGCUGAAGCAUUUAGAUAAAACAUUAAUGCAGCUCCAUCAGGAAAUCAGUAGUGAUAAAAGUGGAGGCACCCCACUGCAGAAAAUGUUAAAUGGUGAUCCGUCAACUUUGCUCUGUCUUCCUAAAACAAAAGUGACUGACUGCUCAGAGGUGUGGACAUGCCGGCAGAGGGUGACCGUGGAAUAUUUCACUCUCAUAGUGGAGCAGGAGGAUGGCAGGCAUUUUACACCAGUCCUGUGGCAGUUUCUUCAGCAGAUUUCCUUCCUGAAACAUGUGAACCAUCUACCAUCUGUUAUUUGCCUGCAGAGAGACCUGCUGAGACACUGUCAAGAUAUCUCUGAUCUGGGGACAAAGACCAUUUCACAGUUUAUAAUGCAGCUGCCAUCAGGAUACCAUAGAAGUAUAAUUGAGAAGCGCAUUCAUCUCUUCCUUAUGCUGUGGAAAAACCUGAAGACUUUUCUGGUUAAAGGGAGUGAAGGAAUCCUCCCAGAAGAAUUAAUCCAAGAGGAUUUUGGUCUCAAUACCCCUGCUGACAUCCUUUUGGUUCAGCAUCACGGCCAUGGUCGCUGUGCAGCUGAGCUAAUAAAAUUCUUGUCUGAAUGCCAUAAUGAAUUAGUACGUUGUGUCAGAAAACAUGGCCAGGACUUAACAGACUUAACUGUCAAGCUGGAGGAUAUGACAGAUGCACACUUAAUCCAGGUGGACCCCACCAAAGACAUCCUUCCAGUGGUGCUAACUAACUGCCAGUAUAGUCUGGAGAAGGGACAGGAAGCUGUGGUGGAGUACAAUCUUCAGAACAUUGAAAGACAGGUCAUCCGUAGAUUCCUCAAAGGAAAACCUCUGAUUGACUUGGAUAUCUCCAAAUAUGUCAGCAGGUAUAAUAGAGACCUCUCCCAAAUAUUUGCAGAACUGAAGGCAAAGGUGCCACAGGAAACCCUGCCCAAUACAGUCAGCACAGCAGUCACAGCAGUUCUGAAGGACUUCAGCGAUGUGUGCGAUGCCCUCACAGCCACAGAAAUUUCCAUCAGAUUCUUGUCAAAAGCAGGAGGAGAACAGGAUGCACUUCUCUUGGAUUAUAUGAAAGAUGUUUUGCAGAUGGGACAGCAGGUCAUGUUUGGAAUCGAUAAAGCAUUAAGUGGCUGCAGAGUUAAGCACACUUUGUCCCUUUGGCAGCUGCUGAGUGCAUGGAAAUCAGAGCGGAUGCUUCAGACUAAGAGGGAGCCAUUUGAGAAAAUCCCUGAUAAUUACAAACAGCAUUUGAGCACAGAUGACAAGGAAAACCUGAAAAUGUUCUUUGGUUGCACUGAUGUCAGUGCAUUUAUUCUAGAGCUGCAUGAAAUUCUAGUGCUAAAGACUGGACACUUUCAUCUAGAAAACAAUUUCACAUCCUCUUGGAGUUUAAAGGAAACUCUGAGUGCCUACUUGGAGGAAAAGCGGAGCACCCCUUUGCCUGGGCUGGAUGACCACUUAAGUGAUGACAUCACAUUAGAGAAAGGUGUUGAAGCCUGGAAACUUGCACUAAAAUUUAAAAAGUGAUUCUUAAUGUCCAUGUUCUUUGUACAUGUCUAUUUUGAAAAAUGAUUUGCACUAAAACUCUUCUGAAGAUUUGCACUGACCUGCCAGAAAACUGCUUUUCAUGCUGCCUGUGGUUUUCAUGUUGGUUAGGUCCCAAUUGUGUAUUUAUGAUUUAGCAAAUAUUUAGAAGGACGGGAGAAAAAACUGUGCCUUGAGUUCUGUAUUUAUAAAAAGGCAGUCAUUUGUUUUGUAAACGCAGCAGUAGGAGAUGUUUGUUUAUUAAAAGCCAGUGAUAGAAUGAUACUGGAAUACUUUGCCAUUCUGCAUUUGGCAUAAAUGGUAUAAGAAUAAGGACAGGCAUUACUGAUGAUGAUGCCAUAAUAGUAAGAGUAGGUUCCUGCCCUAAAGAUAAUCCUUACCAAAUUAUAGGGAGAAUUAUGAUUACAAUGGGAAACAGUGUCUUUAUUCUAGGUAAGCUCCCACAUCCUGCAGAGCUGAUUAGGUAUUACCCGGAUCAUCCUCAUUCAAAAAGCCAGGAGAAGGGUGACCAGAUACUCCCACCUGAAUGCUAGGAAUAUUCUGCACCUUUACUUGGCAGGCGUUGUACCUGGUAAAUGCUUAUACCAUGGCUAGUAGCAAAGACAGCUUGAAAUGAGUACUCAGCAUGUCAUGCUGAGUGCUAUGAGUACAGCAUGGGGUUCCAUUAGCAUUUAUAUGAUUAGGAAAUAAGUGGUGCUGGAGGCUAUGACUCAUGACACUGAAAUCAUUGAGCACUUCAAAUGAAUUAUGGAUGUCAGUCAGGAUACGUUAGUUUGGAUCUGAAAUGUUGUGAUGAGACUGCUUGGUAUAAUUACUCUGAGAAGUUUGUCACAGGGAAUCCCUAGAAACAUUCCUUCCUGGGAUCAAGGAUCAUUUACACAUAUCUUUUAACAAGAAAUUGUCGAAACUAUCAGGAAAAAUUAGGUUAUUCCAUUCUAAUUGAUGGAAUGCACAGAAUUUCUGAAGAAGAAAUUUGUGGCUGAAUUGCUGAAGUUGAUGAAUGUUACUUGCCUAGUGUAUAAAGGCACAUCACACCAGUAAUACCUGAAGCAAUGAAAGAUAUGUCCAUGCUCAGAAAAGAGACCAAGUGAAAGCACAUUGAAUGUUCAGCAAGUGAUUCAGUGAAAAAUAAUCCAUCACUGUAUUGUCUGGUCAUACAAAAAGCCCUGUAGGAACAUAAACUACCCUGGAUACAAUGAGACAGUACCAUCUUAGGCAAUAAGAUUGUAUCAGACACUGCACUGCACUUAGAACACAUUCCAGAGGCUCUCUAUAGUCUGCCUGAAUUAAACACACACAAACACACGUGCACACUGCAGACAAGCUACUGAUUAUUCUGACCUUGUAUUUGUGUAAGAAAAUGAGCUGUUAAAAGUUUAUACAGAAACAAGUCGUUUUAUUACCCUUAGAUUCACAACGUUCAAUUUUUAAGCUGAAAAGAAAAAUCUUUUUUUGUCUAAGAAAUUAAUACGUUGUAUUAUUCCCUCAACUACUACUGAUUUUUUAAGUCCUUGAAGCAGUAAUUCACUUAUUUUGCAAGAGAGAGGAAAUAGUGGUAUCAGUAAUAUGGUGAUUAUUAUAUAUGGAAUCUCUGGACACCUCAGAAGGCACUAUUCCAGCUCAUUUGUUCACCCUACCAAAAUAUUUCAUAGUUUUAUUUUAAUAUUGUCAUGUGGAGGGCUGUUGUGAGUAUCAGAGAAUGACUCAGCCUUUCUGUAGGAAGGCAGAAGUAAGGAGAAUACAUACAGCACCUGACUGGCCCUCGUAUAAAGAAUUGGGUACAGAAGGCAUCUAGAAGUUAGGCCAGAAAAGCCAUCUAUGUCAGUUGUCAGUGUACACACUAUUAUGAUGGGAUGCAUGACACAGUCUUUGAGGUUAAUUAAAAAUAGUCCCCCAAAGACUGAGAAGACUAUGACCAUACUAAGAAGUACAGCUACCUAUUAUUCACUCACAUGUAUUCUGCUGAUAUGACCACUGAAACACAGGCAAGGUUCCAGGAGAAAACAGAUGUCAACAAAGAGGACUUCAAGGAACUAAUUAAAAAAAUAAGAAGCUAAAAUAUCAAAAAUAGUUAUGACAGAAAAUGUGAGUUAAUGAAUAGAAGAACCUGGAAGCUGAUUAUCUCCUAGUAAGUCAAUUCUAGAUCCACAAGACUUUAAGCUUAGAUUCCUCACAUACAAAUAAUUGUCGAUAUUUCUUUCAUUCCUUCUUUACUAGAUGAGAGUGAAUUCACUCUAAGAAGAUGUUGCUGCUUUUUUGGUUGACCUUUAAACCUUUUCCACAGAACAACUCCUGUAGUGCUAAAUGUGCUGUGUGGAAAACAUUGAUCUUAUUAUGCUGUGUGAUUCAAUUUGUGUCAGAUAAUUACCUUAUAUAUCUACAUUUCUUGUACCUUUAUGGGUUUCCCCUGUAAAGAGAACUUGAUUUUUUUCACUGGAAUAAUGUAGUUAGCAAUCUGUAAAUAAACAGAUAAGUAAAAAGAAAAUUAAUUUUAUUUUUACUGAUGGGAUGAUAGAAUGUGGCUGCAUUUCUUCACAUAAUUUGUUCUUCUGAGCAUUUUCAAUAAAAUACAUAAACAUAAAAAAA
Molecule: messenger RNA, 16431 nt
Organism: Protopterus annectens (West African lungfish)
Lineage: Eukaryota; Metazoa; Chordata; Ceratodontiformes; Protopteridae
Product: E3 ubiquitin-protein ligase rnf213-alpha-like
Biological process (GO): negative regulation of non-canonical Wnt signaling pathway; sprouting angiogenesis; ubiquitin-dependent protein catabolic process
Cellular component (GO): nucleolus; cytosol; membrane
Molecular function (GO): ubiquitin-protein transferase activity; ATP hydrolysis activity
Source: RefSeq, a predicted model, not a curated record